UUCUUUUAGAAAAACAUCGGCCUAGAAACGAGAGAAGAAAUGCAGUGACAAUGAAUCGAAUGUUAAUGUUGUGCACCAACUCUACUCCCUCCAGAGAGAGACCAACUGUGAGAAGGCCCUCAGAACCAGCUGUUCAAUAGCAAGAACCAUUGUAUUACAACCAUCAAUGGAGUUUCAUCCUGUUUGGAAAAGACUGUCAAACAAACAUGUAUGUAUUGGACUGGACAGGUACGUUAACAGUGCACUAUGUUUUCCCCCGUCAUUCUGCCGCGCCGUACACCAUCCACUCUAUGAGGAUGUAUUUUGACAACCACCAAGUUGCGUACUACAAUGAUGGUAUUAAUGGCCAGCCUCGAAUGCUGUACGAUUUUGGAGCAAUAAGAAAAGACAUGAAAAUAUUGGCAGUGAUACUUCAUCAUUCGCACAUUCGAAGAGCCUCCCCUUCAAGUGAGGAGGGAGAGGUGUGUCUACUGGUCCUCUCAGCCGACGGCUACCUGAGAGUGUUCAAUGCCAACAAUGGCUCCCUACUCAGAUCCGUCUUCCUGUCAACUGCUGUUAGCUAUCGGUACCUACAAUGGGCUGACUACCUCCAUACGGUACAAGUCAAAUCAAUACAGUUCAGUAGACAGCUGGCACGACAAAGGGGUGUGGCUAACGAGUACACCUCCUCACGUCUCCUGGUCGUUGCUGUGUUCAAAGUCCACCCACUCGAGCUGGUGGCUUGUCUCUCGAAAGGUGGGGUUCAUUAUCACUUCUUUUCACCUGAGCAGAUAUUUGGUGGUGAUAUUCAGGAUGCCUCACUCAACCAGGAUGUGCUGGUGGUGGCUCACAGCACGGGGUACUACCGGAUGUACAGUCUGCCAUGGAUCAUUAAGCAUUACAGCGUGGUCAAGGCCACCCUCGGAGAGUGGGUGGAGCUAGGAGGCACAAGGGCCGGGGUGAUGGGAGAGACUGGCUUUGGGGUGCCACUCACCUUGAAUAUUACUGAGCGCCCCCCGCUGCUGUUUGAGGUCAGGAGUGGCUCUGAGCUUGGGAGUAAGCUUCGGAGGAUCCCCAACAGUCUACUUACACAACCCCUCCCCCAAAGACAACAGCGUCUUCUUCCUGCGCUCACUGCAAAGUGGAAAACUGGUCAGUGCUUACAGCUGCUAUCAACUGGUAGAAGAGGGAGUUGUGAAACUUUACACUACCGACUUCAGGUCACUGUCAAAGAGGAAGGAAAUUGUAAUAAAUGCUUGUCUCAUGUAUUUACCAACUUCUCAGGACGUCUUCCGGUCGCACUAUUCAGAGGAGGGUAUGUGCUCAGGAUAUUGACGACCUCUUUGUGUCAGCAGUCCAAGAUAUGGAUUAUGAGAAUGAGCUGGACCUACUCCAUGCUGUGGUCACACUGCCGAGCAGGGAUGGGAAUGGAACAGAGGCGUGGUUCUGUUUCCUUGACGACAGAACUGGAGAAGUAAUAAAAAAAGUA
This is a messenger RNA of Halichondria panicea, 1468 nucleotides long. RefSeq names its product DDB1- and CUL4-associated factor 17-like. The record is from RefSeq and is a predicted model, not a curated record. Gene Ontology annotation, cellular component: Cul4-RING E3 ubiquitin ligase complex. NCBI's taxonomy places the organism in Eukaryota, Metazoa, Porifera, Demospongiae, Suberitida, Halichondriidae. The coding region runs from base 207 to 1457 and encodes 416 amino acids. Gene Ontology annotation, molecular function: protein binding. Gene Ontology annotation, biological process: protein ubiquitination. The transcript has 9 exons.